This is a messenger RNA of Cooperia oncophora, 954 nucleotides long. The record is from the annotation of a GenBank genome assembly. Lineage: Eukaryota; Metazoa; Nematoda; Chromadorea; Rhabditida; Trichostrongylidae.
GAACCGGAAGAUCCGAAACAUACGGGUCCAGCAUGGGCGGACUUCGAGUCUUCGGCUCCUGAACUACCACCUAGUGAGAGCGGUUUCUUCAGCAAUAAAGACAGCAACAAUGCAAAUGAUCUAUCUACUCAGGAUAGCUAUGAUCCAUUCAUCAUCCCAACCCAGUUCAAACCGGAAAAGGAUCCGUUUGCACCUCCUGAUAAGGACCUUAUAGAUGAGGACUACGAUCCGUUUGCUGUACGGCCGGUGGAGGACAUUGUAGCCGAUGCUAAAGCCAAGGCUGAAGAGGCUCGUUUGAAAAAGGAGGCUAACGACGAUGUGGAUUUCUUCGGAGGAACACGGCAAAGUCCAGAACUGUCAACGCCGACUCCGGAAGGGGGUAGCGCCGUCACUAGUCCAUCUCAUCGUCCAGAUGCGUUUGAAGACGAUUUCAAAUGCGAGGGUAUGGACAUGGAGACUCCAACCCCGCUUUAUGACGAAGACGAUUCGGAACCGCUCACCGAAUUCGCACCGAAGUUUGCGGGUGAUGGUUGGGAGCUGAUGGUUAGGUAUGCUUUGAAAAAGAAAACAUUCAUGGCCGACCGUUUCUGGAAACCGUGCUAUGUUCGGCUAAAUGCUAACAAUCUCCUCGUCUACAAUUCCAAAACCGACACGAAACCGAUACAGGAACUCCUACUUCAAGCCAGCUAUUCACUUUCGGAUAUCACCUUACAAGCAUACGAUGUCUACGGGAAGAUUCACACAGUUAAAUUACAAUAUGUUUUGUAUAAGGAAAAAGUUGGCAUCGCCCAGGGCAGAUUUCUCGUCUCGUUGAUGGUCACAUACCAGGUGAUGGGGUUAGUCUUGAGCUACGCUCAAUGUACGGUCCUGCUGAAGUUCGGUUCGCUACUUUAUGGUGAACUUCAAUCUUUUGUGUCCACCAUCGAGGAUAUCCUGUUCAAAUGCCCGGCUUAG